This is a messenger RNA of Astyanax mexicanus (Mexican tetra), 3094 nucleotides long. It is a transcript of the gene hal, whose product is annotated as histidine ammonia-lyase. The coding region runs from base 57 to 2021 and encodes 654 amino acids. NCBI's taxonomy places the organism in Eukaryota, Metazoa, Chordata, Actinopteri, Characiformes, Acestrorhamphidae. The transcript is spliced from 20 exons. Gene Ontology annotation, biological process: L-histidine catabolic process. Gene Ontology annotation, molecular function: histidine ammonia-lyase activity. Gene Ontology annotation, cellular component: cytoplasm. The record is from RefSeq and is a predicted model, not a curated record.
ACACACCUACCAUCAGUCCAUCUCUGUGAAGACAACAGACUGACAGAAGCUUUACAAUGCCACGCUUUACAGUGCAUGUGAGGGACGAGUGGCUGACCGUUCCCUGUAAGGACACGUCCUACACUAUAAACUGGUUGGGAGUGGAGGCCCUCAAACGCUACGUCAAAAACAAGCCUGAUAAUGGAGGAAUCCCGCAGGCCAAAGAGGUGCGCUUUGCGGCCAGGAGGUGUCAGGGACAGGGUCUGCUGGAUGCUGAUGACAUUAUAGAGGAUGUCUUGGAGGACAAUGACUUUGUGGAGCUUGAGAUUGAAGGAGACACUAUGUCAUCUGACUUCAUUCCCAGCCAGCCUGGAAUGUCAUAUUUAACAAGACCCUACAGAGAGCCCAGCGAGUACAUUUUUCUAGAUGGCAGCAGUUUGAGUUCCACUGAUCUAGUCAACCUAGGGCGAUGCCGCUACAAAAUUAAGUUGACUCCUGAGGCUGAGAAAAAGGUUGAGCAGUCAAGAGAACUUCUGGACACCAUAGUGAAAGAAAAGAAAGUUGUGUACGGGAUCACCACAGGAUUUGGGAAGUUUGCUCGGACGGUCAUUCCAAUCAGCAAACUUAAGGAACUGCAGGAAAAUCUCAUUCGCUCACACUCAGCAGGGUUGGGCAGGCCUCUGAGUCCUGAGAGAACACGCAUGCUGCUGGCCCUCAGGAUAAAUGUCCUGGCUAAAGGAUACAGCGGCAUCUCUCUGGAAACCCUCCACAACAUGAUACAGGCCUUCAAUGCUUCCUGUCUGUCAUACGUUCCCGAGAAAGGCACGGUGGGUGCCAGUGGAGACCUCGCUCCUCUCGCUCACCUGGCCCUGGGGCUGAUGGGGGAAGGGAAGAUGUGGUCACCUAAGAGCGGCUGGGCUGACGCCAAAUACGUUUUGGAAGCUCAUGGACUGAAGCCUGUAUCUCUGAAACCAAAAGAGGGCCUGGCUCUGAUUAACGGGACUCAGAUGAUCACCUCUCUGGGUGCAGAGGCUGUGGAGAGAGCAGAAUCUAUUGCCAUGCAGGCUGACGUCAUCGCUGCUCUCACUCUAGAGGUCCUGAAGGGAACCACGAAGGCGUUCGACAGCGAUAUUCAUGAGCUGCGUCCACAUCCGGGACAGAAGGAGGUGGCCUUGCGCUUCCGUGCUCUUCUGGACUCUGAUCACCACCCCUCAGAGAUUGCAGAAAGCCACAGGUUUUGUGACCGAGUCCAGGAUGCGUACACCAUGCGCUGCUGUCCUCAGGUCCAUGGUGUGGUCAAUGAUACGAUUGCUUUUGUGAGAAAUAUCAUAAACACAGAAAUUAACAGUGCUACAGACAAUCCUAUGGUGUUUUCUGAGCGAGGAGAGACUAUUUCUGGUGGAAAUUUUCAUGGAGAGUAUCCAGCAAAGGCCUUAGAUUAUUUGGCUAUCGGAGUUCAUGAGCUGGCAUCAAUCAGCGAGAGGCGUAUUGAGCGUCUGUGUAAUCCGUCUCUCAGUGAACUGCCUGCCUUUCUGGUUAAUGAAGGAGGACUGAACUCUGGCUUUAUGAUCGCACACUGCACUGCUGCAGCCCUCGUUUCUGAAAACAAGGUUCUGUGCCACCCCUCCUCAGUGGACUCUCUGUCCACCAGUGCAGCCACUGAAGAUCACGUGUCCAUGGGUGGCUGGGCUGCCAGGAAGGCCCUGAGAGUGAUCGAACAUGUUGAGCAAGUGCUGGCCAUUGAACUGCUUGCAGCCUGUCAGGGAAUUGAGUUUCUCCGCCCAGUCCGCACCACGACCCCGCUGGAGAAGGUGUAUGAUCUUGUGCGUUCUGUAGUCAAGCCCUGGAUAAAAGACAGGUUCAUGUCUGCAGACAUUGAGGCUGUUCACCGGCUUUUAGUAGACCAGAAGGUGUGGAAUGUUGCUAAGCCAUACAUUGAGAAGUACUGCACCGAGCUCUUGCCUGAAUCUCGUCCGUCCUCUCCCACCGCCUUCUCUCUGGACCCUCCAACAUCACCCCGGAAACGGGUCCGACACGAGUGACCAGGACAACGUUUCUCAUUGAGCUGAACACAUAGUUCAGUAUAAAUUCAUGCUUCUGUUCUCAGUACUGGUUAGGGCUUUUGUACUAUUUGUUUUUUCAAUAAUGUUAAUUUGAGAUGACAAUUUUCUUUUCAUUUACAUUAAAGUACUUCUGCUCUUCAUUUAUUAUGUCUGUAUUUAUGAAACUAUCGUAUAUUUCAUUUUCACUGACAUUAAGACUAGAAAGGGGCAAUAUGACAAUAUUUGACUAGGGUGUUAACAGUAUACUUUUAUAAGCAUAUCGAGAACAUAAUCAGUGUUUAACCCUUUAACUAAUUCUUAAUUGUAUGGUAGAACACAUUUGAGUCACUGUAACUUUCUUUUUCUUUUUAAUUGUGAUGUUGAUAUUUCUGGUUGAUCCUAACCUGAUUGUGCCACUUCUACUACUCAGCAGAUGUAUGAUAGGCUAAUAAAAACUGAAUCUGUCUUUCAAGGAGCUUUUUUAAUUCUCAUUCAUAUAUUUAGUGUUUUAUAGUUUCAGGGGUUUUGAAGAAUGGAAAUAAGUAAAUUAUACAACAUACACUUGAUUUGGUUGCACUUUAUUUGAAGGCUAUUUACAGUGCAUAGAGGCUUCCUUUCACAUCCAUCAGUAUUGAAUAAGGUAUUUAUAAAGCAAUAUUUGGAUAUUUAUAACUAGCUUGUGUUAUUACUAUUAUAAAAUGACAUAAGUUUGGUUAAUAGUUUUGAGGCCCUAAAGUGUUAAAACAUUUUCCAUUCUGAACACAUUCAUUAAGCAGAAUUCAGUAAACAUGUCAUGUACUGGAGUUGUUUUUAUCAUGCCUUAAAUAAAUGUUUUUCCCUCUCAACAGUCAAACCUACACAUUUUUAAAUAUAACCUGCAACUGUGAUGUAUGUAAUACUAUCAAUACAAUUGAAUUAAUUUAAUCCAAAGUCUUAUGGUAUGUUGCAUGUAAUGGUGUGAGCUGUUCAUAUAUAUUCAAAUAAUGCUUUAUACAUGCAUUAUUCAAUCCUCAUGAAUGUGUUAUUAAGCCCAUAUGUAGGUACCCUUUAAAUAAAGUGUUAUUUACCCUUUA